This is a messenger RNA of Cadophora gregata, 351 nucleotides long. RefSeq lists its product as uncharacterized. The coding region runs from base 1 to 351 and encodes 116 amino acids. NCBI's taxonomy places the organism in Eukaryota, Fungi, Ascomycota, Leotiomycetes, Helotiales, Ploettnerulaceae. The record is from RefSeq and is a predicted model, not a curated record. The transcript is spliced from 2 exons.
AUGUCCAGUGUGUAUGACUGUGUUCAAACUCCGAAGAGCUACAGAGACAGAGAUCAUAAUCUAGGUCCCUAUGCGUUCCGCUACUUCGUGCUGGUUUGCUUGUAUCCUUGUCUUGUACUAGUCGAUGCGAUCAUGGGCUGUGGACCAAAAGGGCAGGCGCCAAAGCGGCUUUGGGGAACUUGCUUAGCUUUGUGGGUGGCGAUCAAGUUCCAGAUUUGCGGCUUGAUUGGUGCUCCUUUUGCUGUUGCUGGGUACUUGUUUCAGCCUAUUGCCGAAUCAGUUCUUGGUGUGGUUUAUGAUUACGUGCACGAUUCGGAACUGGUCCUUUUGUUUGGGUUGCUAGACUUCUGA